AUGGAGCAGGGUCGGGACGGCGGUGUAGGACCCUCGGACCGUGAGGCCAAGACGCAUCGUGUGCCGGCCUUGGUAUGGGAGAACGACGGACCGUCGCGACAUCAACGAGAUGUCGACUUUGAGGUUCUAGACGCGGACUUUGCGUCGGCCAUUGCACGAAUGCCCGUGCAAGGUCAGCAUCACAACACGACCAUGACUUCUGGUGUGCAACGGCCGUUGACGGAUCCACUGGUGAAUGACCUCGAUCACAACUCACGCUACUAUCUGUAUCACUUUGCCACCCAGCUGUGCGAAGUCAUGGUCGUGUAUGAUGUGCCUGGACAAAACCCCAUUCGGGAGCUUAUACCGGCAACAUCCACGUAUCCGCUGCUAUUGCAGAUCAUUGUGGCAAACUCCGCGUUUCACGUUUUCAACAUUACCCGCAAUCCAAUGGGUCACUCACCCUACCAGGGAGAACAGAGUCCAAGUGUGACAGCAUAUCACCAAGCUGUCAGUCGUUUCGGGGGGCCGCCGGCUACGUGCUAUAGAGAUGCACUCGUGGCAAAGCAGCAAGCUCUUUCGCUCCUUGCAAAGAGCGUGGCAUCUGUGAAUACUUCAAACAUUGACUUGAUACUCAUGACAAUCUUGCUGUUUGUCAACUAUGCUCUGGUAGAAUCCGGACGAGAUAAGUGGAAGGUUCACAUGGAUGGUGCGGUGAAUCUCAUCAAGCUGUUGGGUGACCCGCCGUAUUUGCAACAGCCUAUGAGCAGGCUUCGCCAGACGAUACUUUCUGACCUUUUAGUAUUCUACAUUCUCGGCUCGACAUUCAGCUUCACCACACUACCUGCGUUGAUCCCUGACACUAUCGAACUGGAACCCAUACUUCGUUAUGCGGAGACAAACAACUACCUCUCGUGUCCUGGACCACUACUACGUAUCAUGCUCGAAUCUUUUGCAUUACCCGAUACACAGGGAUCGCCGUCGUCCGCGCCUAUCAAUAUCGACGAGCAAGUGGCUGUGCUGCUCCAACGGGCGCUGGACUUUCAACCCGAGCACUGGUCUCGCGAAUUUCAACGCGCAGCACCGUUCGAUAACAUUGACCAACGCUUCCGCAUAGCCUCUGCACACCGUUCGGCAGUUUGCAUCUAUCUCGCACGCGUACUACCCUCGACAAACCCUCUUCUCGAUCCAGCAAGCGGUAGUGCACUAGUCAGCCUCACCGGUUUAGCAAAUGACGUUGUUGAACAUAUAUCGUACCUCAAGCCUGGCGAUGCUCUCUUCAAAUCAAUCUGCUGGCCGCUGUUCCUUGCUGGCGCCGAGUCUGAGGAUCCUCACCAGCGCGAAUGGAUCAUGAACACGCUUGGCGAACUCUAUGGACAGAUGUUCUGGGGCUACCUGCAUACAUCUAAGCGCGUACUGGAAGAAAUAUGGAGACUCAAAGACGAGGCUGGGGUUGGCGCACCUAACUGUUGGGUCGAAGAGGUCAAAGACUUUGGGAACGAGAUUCUAAUUGCUUGA
Molecule: messenger RNA, 1497 nt
Organism: Pyrenophora tritici-repentis Pt-1C-BFP
Lineage: Eukaryota; Fungi; Ascomycota; Dothideomycetes; Pleosporales; Pleosporaceae
Product: acriflavine sensitivity control protein acr-2
Biological process (GO): positive regulation of transcription by RNA polymerase II
Cellular component (GO): nucleus
Molecular function (GO): DNA-binding transcription factor activity; transcription cis-regulatory region binding
Source: RefSeq, a predicted model, not a curated record